AUGCCAGCAAAUGACGAAAAGACGACGCGUGAACCGGAAAAAGUUAAUUUCAUUUUUAAGAAAGUGGUCAAAUAUUUCAUUUCAGAAGAAAAACAAAAUGUUCAAGUUCUUCUCAUUGGGGUGUCGCGGUCGAUCACGAGGCGAGUGAAGCUUCAAUUUUUUUUUUCAUCAUCUAUCUGCAUUUACGAUAUUUGUCAAACUCGCUUUGGCUUCAGAAGAAAGCCAUGAGCGUGCAAAUAAAACGGUUUCGACAUGCGACGUCGUUUCUUUGAACGGAGAAUCCAAGAAGAAAAAGAAGGAGACUUCAGCUAAAGGCAGCUUUUCCGUGACGACUCUCAAAGAAACUCAGAGCAUGGUUGUCUUUCUCAUUAUUGAGAAUAUUCCGGUUUUGAUACAGAAUAAUCUUUCUCGUACUUCGCGGGAAAUGUUUUGCACGAAAAUCGUUGAACAGAAGCCCCUGGAUGAGGCGAGAAGAGACGCCCGCGCGACGCCGAUUGAAGACGCCGACGAGGCUCGUGCAGACUCGGAGAUCCUUUCCAGUCAGUUCCUUUCAACGCUCAGAAUAGAUGCUCAUGCAAGUAACGAGUGUGGGAAAAAAAACUCAUUGCGAACAAAAAUUCAUUUUCUUGAACUCAGCUCUUUGUAAAUAGAUUUAUAAAAAUAAUGAAUUGAUUUUAGAAGCGAUUUUAAAAAAUUCCUUCUAUUUCGCUCAAUUUUGCGCCUUUUUGGGUUUUUAUAUUCAGAUUUGUGUCAGACGAUAUUCGAGUUUCCAAGCUAUAAAGACGCUCAAAAAAAGAAAAUGUUCCAAAAGCAAAAAAAAAUUUUAGCGUCUUCAGGCGUAGACUUGUUUUGAGCCAUUUGGGUUUAGGUUCUGAAUUUAUAUUUUGCAGUUUGAUAAUUUUGAUGUUUUGCCGUCUUCUUGGAACAUUUCUGAAAGUGAGAUUUAUUUAAUGAACAAGUAGCUAGUUGAUAAUUUUUUUAGAAGUCCUGAAAAAAAGGGGCGGGGGGAAGAAAGUGAUACCUUAUCAGAGAGAAUUGACGCAGUAUGAAGCCGUGCACUGCUUUGAUGCGGAGUUUUUUUUAUAUGAAAAAAAUUUCGGUGUUGCAGAUUACAGCACAGCAGCGCCGUUCUCGGAAGGAGGUACUGGUGAAAGUUUUGAAGUUUUCGCCGGGUAAGUUUGCCUUUUCCGUUAAUACUCCCUCGAUGAGUUGCAGAUUUCUGCCACUGAAUUCAGAGAAUAUUUUGGAAACGAGUGUUUUUGAAAAAGAUCAGAGCCAACCACUGGCAAGACGAAAAAUCGCUCAGAUCUUGAAAGAACCUGGCGAUUCGCCGGUGCCUUCCGUGACGUCAGAAGAAGACAGCUUCGCAGAAGUGAGCACAUUGUUACUUUUUUCUGUGGAGAUGUUUGUUUGAGGAGCGUUUGGACAGUCUGAAUCCUGACGCGGAGGCUUCGUAUUCUUUUGUGCGGAAUUUCAAGGAGCGCCUUUCGAUCGGCGGAUCGAUGCGACAAAUCAAAAGAAGACGUCGGCUGAGCUGGUCGACUCCAGAACGUCCCCUGUCGGCGACUGAGAUUCCAACUUCUCUUCCUCCCGAAGGUUAUGUUUUUCUGAUUUUUGGAAGGAGUAACUUUUUCAGUAUCUUUCAAAUUCAAAUAGUGUCCUGGGAAGGGGUUGACUUACAAAGAUUCGAAAAAUGAGGGGCGAAGUAACAUUCAAUAAUAGAGAGAGUUUUGACAAAAUAAAAUUGAUUUUUUACCUCGGAAGCUAGUGCUGACUUUAAUGCUGAAAGACAUAGAAAUUGGAAUUGGCGGCUUUUAAAAAUGUUCUGUUCGCUUCGACAACUUUGAGAGAAAAAAAAAGAAAACAAUGAAAAGAUCUGAGCCCAGGCGAUUCACUUCAACCGCCUUGAGUCUGGCAAGUAAAUGGCCCGAAAGGACGAAUCAUAAACCCAGCUGUUGGCGGCGUUCUUUUGCUCUCCGACCAUCUUCUAGCCUUGUAUUACAUUGUAAUAUUUGUCGCUCGCGUUUUUCUAAAUUCUGAGGGGCAUUUUGAUGGGAUGAUUAUUUCUGAACAGCUGUCUUCAAACGAAGAGAGUCUCCACCAUUAUGCACACAAUUGACGUUGUGAAGUGUUUAGUCGAUUCAUCAAACCCGUUUAGAACUUGGAAAUUCAUCCCUAAUUUCUGUUUCUGUGGACUGUAUAGUUUGUGUUGAAAGAACGCGAAAAAGGUUUCAUGUGUUUUAUCAGCAAAAUUAGUCGCAAAGAGCUCGUACAACAGACUUGCGGAGAAGAUGUUUACAAGGGAAGUAGCCGAAGAUGCCGUUUCACCUGAGACGCGCGUAUUUACCUGGCUGUCACUGAAACAGUACGGCGACGGAGGCCGUUAUGCUGAUUAUUAG
Caenorhabditis auriculariae is the source of this 2399-nucleotide messenger RNA. The record is from the annotation of a GenBank genome assembly. Lineage: Eukaryota; Metazoa; Nematoda; Chromadorea; Rhabditida; Rhabditidae.